Molecule: messenger RNA, 297 nt
Organism: Knipowitschia caucasica
Lineage: Eukaryota; Metazoa; Chordata; Actinopteri; Gobiiformes; Gobiidae
Source: the annotation of a GenBank genome assembly
AUGAGUGAGAGGAAUGUGGUGGCAGACAUGUUGGUUCGAAGACCUGUCCAAGAGCUGACACCUGCUCACUGCUCAGCCCGAAGACUGGAGCCGCAGGGAGGGUGCAGGGUGCAGGGGGGAGAAGAGGGAGACCUGAGGGGGAGACGGGGGAGACAGUACUCUGCAGUGCGCAUAUACAGAUCUGUAGUUUGUGAGCAGCAGACACAGCACAGAGGCUUCUCGUCCUCUGCUCUUGGGUCCGUCUCUCGUUCCCGCGUUCAGGUAAAACACGACUUUGUGAAGAAGACGUUUUACUGA